AGAUCCCACCUAAAAUAUUCAACACAGUUCUAAAAUUCACCUGCAAAUCAACACCAAAAUCCGAGAAGACGAAAAAUGGAGAAUGUACACGUCAUCGUCCUCCCAUACCCAAGCCAAGGCCACAUAAACCCACUCCUCCAAUUCGCCAAACGCCUCGCCUCCAAGGGCGUCAAGGCCACACUAGCCACCACCCACUACACCGUCCGGUCCAUCCAGACUGACGCCGUUGCCGUCGAGCCGGUCUCCGAUGGGUUCGACCACGGCGGCUUCGCCCAAGCCCAGAACGAAGCCGCCUACCUCAACUCCUUCAAGGAGAACGGCUCCAAAACCUUGUCGCAGCUCAUCGACAAAUACAGUACCACCGCCUACCCAGUAACCUGCGUCAUCUACGACUCGUUCCUGCCGUGGGCCCUCGACGUGGCCAGGGAGCACGGCGUGCUCGGGGCGUCGUUCUUCACCAACUCCGCCGCGGUCUGUGCCAUCUUCAGCCACAUCCAUGGCGGUGCGCUCUCUCUGCCGGUGGAUGCAAAGGAGAAGCCUCUGGUGCUGCCGGGUCUGCCGCCACUGAACUCGUGCGACUUGCCGGGAUUCCUCCGGGCGCCGGAAAGUUACCCAGCUUACCUGGCGAUGAAAAUGAGUCAGUUCUCGAACUUGGAAAAAGCCGAUUUCGUCUUCGCUAACACCUUCCAAGAAUUAGAAUCCCAGGAAGCAAGAAGCGUGGCGAAAACAUGGCCAGCGAAACUGAUCGGACCGAUGGUGCCUUCAUCGUACCUGGACGGAAGAAUCGAAGGAGACAAAGGGUACGGAGCAAGCCUAUGGAAGCCGCUAAGCAACCAAUGCCGAGAAUGGCUUCAAAACAAACCCCCAAAAUCGGUGAUCUACAUCUCGUUCGGCAGCAUGGUCUCCUUAACCGCCAAACAGACGGAGGAGAUCGCGGCGGCGCUGACGCUGCUAACUUGCACCUCCGCCACAUCGUACUUUUUGUGGGUGGUGAGAGAAACGGAGCGGGAGAAGCUUCCGGAGGGAUUCGUGAAAUCGAUUGGAGAAAGGGGUUUGGUGGUGGGGUGGUGCAACCAGCUGGAGAUGCUGGGUCACCCGGCGGUGGGUUGCUUCGUGACUCACUGCGGGUGGAACUCUACGCUUGAAGGGUUGUGCCUUGGGGUGCCGAUGGUGGGGGUGCCACAGUGGUCGGAUCAGAUGACGGAUGCGAAGUAUAUCGAAGAGGUGUGGGGGGUGGGGGUUAGGGCUAAGGAGGAUGAGUAUGGAGUUGUGAGGAGAGAUGAACUUUUGUGGUGUUUGAGAGAAGUUAUGGGGAGUGAGCAAUUGAGGAUGAAUGUGAAGAAAUGGAGAGAUGCGUCGAAUAGAGCAAUUGAUGAAGGUGGCAGCUCUGAUAUAGCCAUUGAUGAAUUUGUGGAGCAGUUGAUUUGUGCUUGAAUCGAUUGCUUAAAUCGAAUUUCCAGCAUAUUUGCAAACACCGUGAACAUUACUGAAUUUCUAAAUUUUCUAAACCAAUUUUUGAAAUCGUUUUUUUCGGGAUGUUUGUAAACACCAUUAACUUCUAAAAAUAAGUAUGUUUAUUCACAA
Messenger RNA from Erythranthe guttata (spotted monkey flower), 1584 nucleotides. RefSeq names its product UDP-glucosyl transferase 74B1 (gene UGT74B1). The record is from RefSeq and is a predicted model, not a curated record. Gene Ontology annotation, molecular function: quercetin 7-O-glucosyltransferase activity; quercetin 3-O-glucosyltransferase activity. NCBI's taxonomy places the organism in Eukaryota, Viridiplantae, Streptophyta, Magnoliopsida, Lamiales, Phrymaceae.